CGGUGCGAGCGAUAUGGAUGCGCGCGGCGCAGAUGCUGGCGGUGCGAAUGGAUAUGUGCAACAUGCCCAGUGCUGAUGGUGCAAACGAUGCACUCUGAUCCGUCCCGUUCCGCUCUCGGCACGACGCGCCCAGCCAAUCGCGUCGCGGUGGUGCAAUGCACACACACACGCCCCAAAUGUCACCUGUGGCACUUGUGUCCGUUUUUUUCGGGGCCGACCCUUGGCUUGCGUUGCGUCCUCCUCCUCCUCCUCCUCCUCCGUUCGGCUCCUUCCUCCCAUCGCACUCGCCCCACCGACCUCGAGUUGUCCUGCGUCCCGGACACCCCCGCAUCCGAUAUCUCUUCUGAACCUCAUCCUGUUACCCUGUGCAUCCAGCCGCACGUCCCAGCCGCCCUGCACGACGCCGUGUCCUCUUCCAACCCUGCCCUUCCAGAGCAACCCCUUUGACCACGUCACCAUGACCGGCCCAUCCAGCUCGUCGCUGGUCUCGCUCCGGCCCUAUGAUUUGGUCGUCUUCAUGUUCACUGUGUUCCUCAACAUCUUCUUCCGGGAGGUCAAGCUGAGGGGCGUCCAGAACAUCCCCAAGUCCGGCCCCGUCAUCUUUGUCAUCGCUCCUCACCACAACCAGUUCAUCGACCCCCUGAUCAUCGCCACCAACACACCUCGCCGAAUCGGCUUCCUCGCCGCCGCAAAGUCCAUGCAACGAAAGUUUGUUGGAUCCAUGGGCCGUGCUCUUGAGUCUAUCCCGGUGGUCCGCCCCCAGGACCUCGCGUUCCCUGGUGUCGGCACUGUCAAGUUCGCCACCCCCGACAACCACUCUGAGAUUCUCAUUUCCAACGGCACAACCGAGAAACUGCAUGUCCGUGCCGUGAUUUCGGUCAAGCUCCCUGCCCCUCAUUCCAAGCGCAUCGCCAUGGAGGUCGCCGAGAUUGUGUCCGAAACCCUUGUCCGCCUCAAGUCGCCCGUCACCGACCCGGACGCCAUCCAGCUGCUGGCUGCCAAAGAAUACCCCUUCUCGAUCACACCCCAUGUCGAGCAGGCCGAGCUCUUCAACAGCGUCUCGCAACGCCUCUCUGAGGGCCGCUGUGUGGGCAUCUUCCCCGAGGGCGGUAGUCAUGAUCGCUCCUCGCUCUUGCCCAUCAAGGCUGGUGUCGCCAUCAUGGCGCUGAGUGCCAUGGCAAAGUACGAAAACCUGAGUGUCAAGAUUGUACCUGUCAGCUUGAACUACUUCCAUCCUCAUCGAUUCCGCUCCCGCGCUGUUGUCGAAUAUGGCGAGCCCAUCGCCGUAUCCCAAGACUGGGUGGAUCGAUAUAAAGAAGGUGGCCAGCCAAAGCGCGACGCCACCCAAGAACUGCUGAACCUCAUCACCAUGAAUCUCAAAGAAAUGACCAUCACCGCCCCCGACUACGAGACCUUGAUGCUUAUUCAGGCCACCAGACGACUGUACAAGCCCUUGAACCGCAAGCUGAGCACCACUCAGACGGUUUCGCUGACUCGCCGAUUCGUUCAGGGCUACAUUCGCUUCAAAGACGAUCCUCAGGUCGUGGCGCUCCAGGACCGGGUUUCAAACUACAACAAGAAGCUCCUCACCUUCGGCAUCCAUGACCACCAGGUCCAGCGAAGUGAGAUCGGCGGAUAUCCUCUGGUUCUGCUCCUGUGGAGCCGUAUUGUUCGACUGAUCAUCCUGAGCACCAUGGCUCUGCCUGGUGUCAUCAUGAACCUCCCCAUGAUGCUGAUCACUGGAUAUAUAAGCAAUCUCAAGGCCAAACAGGCCCUGGCCGAGUCCAAUGUCAAGAUCACCGGACGAGAUGUCGUGUCGACCUGGAAGCUCCUGAUUGCGAUGGCGCUGAUUCCCCUAUUCUUUGUCCUGUACACCAUCCUGUUCUACCUCUACCUCGGCUUCCUUGGCUUGACGUUCUCGACACGUCUCACGUACACGCUCUGCUUCUGGUUCUCGCUGGCUUCGCUAAGCUAUGCGGCCGUCCUGACCAGCGAAGUAGCCUUGGACAUCAUCAAGAGCCUGCGCCCUUUGAUCGGCGCCAUCACCCAGAAGAAGGACUUUGAGUGGCUGCGAAAGGAGCGAGCCGAGCUUGCCCAGAAGAUCCAAGAGUUCUGCGAAAAGACUGGUCCUUUGAUCGAGAAGGAGAUGCGCGAGAGACGGGAGCGCCUCCGACUCGAGGGUGGCUUCGAAAGCGACAGCGUCUCGGACUUUGGCAAGAGCCCCUUCACCAGUCCCGCUGGCUCUGGCACCGAGACCGAUGGCUCGCUGGCCAACCGCGUCCGCGCCAGCCGUCAGACGCUCCUGCAGCGAGUCGGAUCGUAUCCCAAGUUCCCCACUCCGCAGGCCGAGGAUCAAACUGCCCUGGAUGGAUCGGCUGCCAAGAGCGAGAAGCCCUCUCGGGCCCCGUUGUCCGAAUCGAUUGUGUACACCGCCAGCGAGGACGACGGCUACGCUGGGUACGACGAAGAUGAAGAUGCGCCGACCGUCAAGAGUGACCUGAGGAUGCGCAAGCCCCACUCAACGUCCCAGCGGUAGAGCCUACGCCGCUCGCUUCCUGAUUUUGCACUCGGCUUGUUUGUGUUUGCGCUAUAUGCUUUGGCCUUCUGCUCCGUUUUGUCUCCCGCCUCCUCCCUCUCCUUUCAUUACUACCAGUCUGGAUAGAUAAGCAACUCAUGCUGCACGCGACCGACCGGCACUGGAGCGCCGCUAUUCUGGACUGCCAUCGUGCCCGAGAUCCACCCUGGACCCUGGAUGGAUCCAUUCCACACCCAUGUUUGUGCGCCUCGAGUUGUAUACAGCCUGUC
Polychytrium aggregatum is the source of this 2805-nucleotide messenger RNA. Its product is annotated as glycerol-3-phosphate O-acyltransferase. Lineage: Eukaryota; Fungi; Chytridiomycota; Chytridiomycetes; Polychytriales. The record is from RefSeq and is a predicted model, not a curated record. Gene Ontology annotation, cellular component: endoplasmic reticulum membrane. Gene Ontology annotation, biological process: phospholipid biosynthetic process. Gene Ontology annotation, molecular function: glycerone-phosphate O-acyltransferase activity; glycerol-3-phosphate O-acyltransferase activity. Bases 458 to 2536 code for a protein of 692 amino acids. The transcript is spliced from 8 exons.